CACAAUCUCUCUAAUCUGUAUGCGCGCGGCCGAACAAAGUACGGAAAAGCUCUCUCCUCCUUCUCUCUUCCUCUGCUUUCUCUUUCUUAGGUGUUAGUGAGAGAAACUCUACUUCAAAUCAGAGAGAGAAGAAAGUGACCUCACAAAGCUUUUCAGUGAAGAGGAGAGACUAAUGGACGGGAAAAGGUAUGCAGUGUUGCUGUGCACAGAGGAUUCCGAGUACGUGAUGAAGAUGUACGGAGGGUAUUUCCGGGUUUUCAUCAGAAUGCUGGCGGAGGAAGGCGAGACCUGGGACGUCUACAAGGUGGCAUCCGGCGACUUCCCCGAGGAAGACGGCGAUCUCGACCUAUACGAUGGAUUCGUCAUCACCGGCAGCUGCAAUGACGCUCACGGAAAUGACGCCUGGAUCGAGCGCCUCAUCACUCUGAUUCAGAAAAUCGAUUCCAUGAAGAAGAAAAUCCUCGGCAUUUGCUUCGGUCACCAGAUACUAUGUCGUGCAUUGGGAGGAAAGGUUAGCCGAUCUCCCACUGGUUGGGAUAUCGGUGUGAGAAGCAUAACCUUAUCAUCAUCAUCACCAUUGUCUCCGACAUCUCUCAUGCUGCCAUCAAAGCUCUCUAUAAUCCAAUGCCAUCGAGAUGAGGUGAGAGAACUUCCGGCGAAGGCAGAGAUUAUUGCAUGGUCGGAGAAGACAGGGAUUGAGAUGUUUAGGUUCGGUGAUCACAUAAUGGGGAUCCAAGGCCACCCUGAGUACACCAUUGACAUCCUUUUGCACCUCAUCGACCGUCUUGUUCAACGUGACCUCAUCUUGGAGGCUUAUGGUGUGGAAGCUAGGGCUAAAGCGGUGUUGCGAGAGCCAGAUAGAGAGGUUUGGAAGAAACUGUGUGUCAGCUUCCUCAAAAGUCGCCCAUGAUCAUGAGAGAGAGAGAGAGAGAGAGAGAUUAUAGUUUUGGUUGGCACCAGAAGGUUAUAAAUUAUGAAAUAACUCCUCUUAUAAUGAAAUUAUUAUCGCCUAAUUUAAAUAUAUGAAUGCAAAAUGUAAACAUGCGAGUGUUAUAUAAUCGGAUUUCUCCCUCCCUCCCCUCUUCUUUAAAAUUA
Molecule: messenger RNA, 1095 nt
Organism: Prosopis cineraria
Lineage: Eukaryota; Viridiplantae; Streptophyta; Magnoliopsida; Fabales; Fabaceae
Product: gamma-glutamyl peptidase 5-like
Exons: 4
Coding region: 173-910 (245 amino acids)
Cellular component (GO): cytosol
Source: RefSeq, a predicted model, not a curated record